AGUCCCGCCCACAGGCGUGAAUCGGGAAAACAUGGCAGCUAUCAUCAACAGCAACAUGGACAUCCCAGCGUCUUUCGCUGGCAUUUUGAAUGAAAAACACCGCUCAGAACACUUGCAGGUCCUAAAAACAUUCACCACUGCGUUACGGGACAAGGACUACAGAGAUGCCGUGGAGGAGGAGGCCUUCUCCAGCCUUUUAAAGGUCUUGUCCCGACUGUAUGAUGAGCUGCAGGCCGUCAGCAGUGAGGAUGAGGAGCUGCAGUCUGCCGCCCUGCAGCUGCAGCUGUGCGCUGAGUGCUUCAGGGCUCAGAGGAACGCCUGUGUCCAGAGCACUCGCAACCAGAGUGUACUCAGGGAGGUUGGUUUCAUUGAUGUAUCUCUUAAACUGCUGAGCCUCCUUCGGAUCCCAAAUUUGGAGAACAGAGAUGACAUACUUGAACCUCUUCGUUGUGGGAUCCAGUUUCUCGGUAACCUGGCCGUUGGAAACCAAAUGUGUAAAGAUGACAUUUGGCAGCAGAGUUUCCCAAAUAUCCUCCUACAGCUGCUAAGUGUUGACGAUGAGAAGGCGGUGAACUACGCCUCUAUGGUGCUCCACACAUGUCUGGAUGAAGCCAAGGUGGAGGAACUGUCCGAGCCACAGAACAUCCCGGUGGCUCUCAGGGUGAUGGAGCUCUGCAGGACCCAGCCGGACCUGGACUGGACGGUUAUCAUUGCCACCCAACAUUUCCUCAAGUCUUCAGCUCUUGUGGAAAGCAUGUACUCUGGGAUGUCUCACCAUGAAAGAGUUACCCUGUUAGAGCUGCUCUUUGCCCAGCUGAGAGAGGAGGACUCAGAUGAGUGUGGCGUCCCACCCAGCGUGGCUCGUUUCCUGGCUAGUACCUUCCAGAAAGGUUGUGGAGCCGUGCUGACGCUCGCCACUGGCUCUGUCUCCAGUGAGGAGGUCCUGCAGGAGGCACUGACAGUGAUAAGUUUACUGGACGUGCUGUGUGAGAUGACCUCAGACUGCAGCCAGUUCAUGUUCCUGCAGGACCAUCCUGACCUUCUAAUGACCACUGUUGAGCUCCUGGAGCAGGUGCAUGCCAUCGGGAAGGCCAGCAAGAAUGUUUUCAGUUCUGCACAAAACUUCUCCUCCUUCGGUGGAGAUGGAGACCAGUCUCCUGUCAUCAGCUUCAAGGCCCACCUCAUUAGGCUGAUAGGAAACCUGUGUCACAACAACACCAACAACCAGAACAAGGUGAGAGAACUGGAAGGCAUCCCCCUCAUCUUGGACAACUGCAACAUAGACAGCAACAACCCUUUUAUCAGCCAGUGGGCUAUCUUCGCCAUCAGGAACCUCCUGGAACGCAACACACAGAACCAGGAGCUGGUUGCUUCCCUGGAACGCCGUGGCAGUGCAGACUACUCAGCGCUCAGGGAGUUGGGUUUCCUGGUGGAGGAGCGAGAUGGAAGCCUGCUGCUCAAAACUGUGAGGAAAGACUCGUAAAGCCUCAGGAGCAAACAAGAGAGAGGAGGUCCUCCAGCCCUGCACGCAGGUUCUCAUGUGAAGUAUUUAUUUAGAAAAGGAUAAGGCACAUGUGUAUAUACACGUGUGAACAUGCUCUCUUGUUGUUCUCCAAGCCACAUUAAUGUUACCUAAUACUUAAGCUUCAUCUGCUGGUGAA
Molecule: messenger RNA, 1661 nt
Organism: Acanthopagrus latus (yellowfin seabream)
Lineage: Eukaryota; Metazoa; Chordata; Actinopteri; Spariformes; Sparidae
Gene: atxn10
Product: ataxin 10
Exons: 11
Coding region: 32-1483 (483 amino acids)
Biological process (GO): neuron projection development
Cellular component (GO): cytosol
Source: RefSeq, a predicted model, not a curated record